Molecule: messenger RNA, 1298 nt
Organism: Rhagoletis zephyria (snowberry fruit fly)
Lineage: Eukaryota; Metazoa; Arthropoda; Insecta; Diptera; Tephritidae
Product: zinc finger BED domain-containing protein 1-like
Molecular function (GO): protein dimerization activity
Source: RefSeq, a predicted model, not a curated record
AUGAUUGCUUCGGAUAUACAACCGUUUCGUAUAGUCGAAGACAAGGGGUUUAGGGAGUUCGUGCAGUGCCUGGACCCACGGUAUAAAUUGCCAUCCCGACCUACUAUUCAAAAUGUUCAUUUGCAGAAAAUAUUUGAUGAUUUGGAGAAAAAAUUGCAAGCUAACCUUAAUAAUAUCGAUAGCUGUGCUAUAACUACAGAUGGUUGGUCAUCAAAGGCGAAUGAAAGCUAUAUCACCGUUACGUGCCAUUUCAUAGACAGCGAAUUUAAAUUGCGAUCGGUUGUUUUAGGGACAUGGAAGCUUGCAAAUGAACUGAAUCACUCAGCUGAAAAUAUUUCACAAUCACUGCGUGAGUGCCUAAACAAAUGGAAUAUACUUGAAAAAGUUAACUACGUGGUUACAGACAACGCUGCUUCAAUGCUUAAGGCUUGCGAACUUCUUGAGAAAAAAAAUUUACCCUGUUUUGCACAUUCCAUCAAUCUUGUAGUGCAAGAUGCUUUGUCGACGGAAAAGGUCAAAGUAAUUCUAACAAAAUGCAAACGUAUAGUGGCCUACUUUAAAAGCAGCACUAUUGCUUAUGCAAGAUUAAGGAAGGAGCAGGGGGAUGGAAAACAGUAUAGCCUUAUUCAGGAAGUGCCUACAAGGUGGAAUAGCGCGUUUGCUAUGAUGCAACGAAUUUUAGUCAUCAAAGAUGCAAUAUUUUCAGUACUUUUAAGCACACCAAAAGCACCACAGGUUUUUACAGCAGACGAGGUAGAGCAACUUGAAGAUUUCAUUCGCUGUACUGAAAAUGAAUUAGCUGAGGUGAAAAGAAUUACUGCGUCGACAUUGGAGGGCGACAUACAGGAACCGUCAACAUCUAAAAGUAUGGAAGUACCUGAAAUUUACGAAUUUAUGAAAGAAAAACUUUCCUGCAAAAUAAAAUCAAAUAGAGCCGAUUCUAUUAUCGCUUUACGUGAAUAUGCGGAAAAGCCCAAUGAACCUUUAAAUUCAGACCCAUUGGAGUACUGGAAGACUAGAACGUCUGAUAUGCGACAUUUACAAAUUUUAGCACUCAGGUACCUCUGCAUUCCAGCUACUUCAAGCGAAUCGGAACGAAUGUUCAGCAAGGCUGGGGCCGUAAUAUCCGACAGGCGUACUAGACUUAAAGAAAAAAAUGUAAACAUGCUCCUUUUUAUAAACAAAAACUCAUGGAUGAUCUCGUGAAUACGUAUUGUUAAAGAAGUUCGUUGUUUUCCACUUUUCUGUUAAGUUUUUAUACACACCUAUGCCCAAAAUAUUAGAAACACGAAAUUUUG